This is a messenger RNA of Apodemus sylvaticus (European woodmouse), 8161 nucleotides long. RefSeq names its product angiomotin like 1 (gene Amotl1). The coding region runs from base 152 to 3052 and encodes 966 amino acids. Gene Ontology annotation, cellular component: cytoplasmic vesicle; plasma membrane; bicellular tight junction. The record is from RefSeq and is a predicted model, not a curated record. Gene Ontology annotation, biological process: regulation of cell migration; actin cytoskeleton organization; hippo signaling. Lineage: Eukaryota; Metazoa; Chordata; Mammalia; Rodentia; Muridae. The transcript is spliced from 13 exons.
GGGUGGGGUGGGUGGGACUGGAGGGGGAACGGGGCAUCUCUCUGCUUCCCGAGCGCAGAGGCUCCCCUCGCCGCGCUUCCUAGCCGCCAUCCCCCUGCCGCCAUUCCCCGCCGCCGUGUUGCCCAAGCCAGGAUCGCCCCAUGAUCGCCCCAUGCGGAGGGCAAAGUCGCGCCGGGGACCUUGCGAGCCUAUGCUGAGAGCUCCUCCCCCCAUCUGCUACAGCCCCAGCAGUCCUGUGCCGAUUCUAGAAGACCCCGCCCACUUCUACCCCGACUUGCAGCCCCACUCUGGGAGGCAUGAAGCGGCUACUCUGACAGUGGAGGCAAGCAGAGGCCUGAGGGGGAAAGGCGUAGAGGACCCCCUCUCCUGCUUCCACUCCCCGAACUUCCUGAGGACACCAGAGGUGGAAAUGAGAGGUUCUGAGGAUGUAGCUUCUGGAAGAGUGUUACAGCGGCUGAUUCAGGAACAACUGCGCUAUGGUGUCCCAACCGAGAACAUGAACCUGCUGGCCAUUCAGCACCAGGCCACAGGCAGUGCAGGGCCAGCCCACGCCACCACCAACUUUUCUUCCACCGAAACCCUCACUCAAGAAGACCCACAAAUGGUCUAUCAGUCGGCCCGCCAAGAACCGCAGGGUCAAGAGCAUCAGGGAGACAAUACGGUGAUGGAGAAGCAGGUCCGGGCCACACAGCCUCAACAGAACAACGAGGAGCUGCCCACCUACGAGGAGGCCAAGGCCCAGUCCCAGUUCUUUAGGGGACAGCAGCAGCAGCAACAGCAGCAGCAGCAGCAGCAGCAACAACAGCAGCAGGGACAGGGGCCCCUGGGCCACACUUACUACAUGGCCGGAGGCACCAGUCAGAAGUCUCGCACUGAGGGGAGACCCACAGUGAACCGGGCCAACAGUGGACAGGGACAUAAGGAUGAGGCCCUGAGAGAACUCAAGCAGGGCCAUGUCCGGUCCCUCAGUGAGAGGAUCAUGCAGCUGUCGCUGGAGAGGAAUGGAACUAAGCAACACCUCCCCAGCUCGGGAAACGGAAAGAGCUUCAAGGCUGGAGGAGAGCCGUCCCCAGCUCAGCCUGCCUGUAAAGCGCUGGACCCUCGUGGUCCUCCACCCGAAUACCCCUUCAAGUCCAAGCCAAUGAAAUCCCCAGUCGGCAAGACCCAAGAUCACGGUCUUUUCUACAGCGACCAGCACGCUGGUGUACUCCAUGAGAUGGUCAAACCUUACCCAGCACCUCAGCCUGCAAGAACAGAAGUGGCCGUCUUGAGGUAUCAGCCUCCCCCGGAGUACGGCGUCACCAGCCGCCCUUGCCAGCUGCCUUUUCCAUCCACGGUGCAGCAGCACAGCCCCAUGUCUUCUCAGACGUCCUCCAUCACUGGGCCUCUGCACUCCGUCUCCCUGCCUCUUGCACUCCCCAUGAGCCUGGCGGCUCCACAGCCCCCACCGGCCUCGCCCAGCCAGCAGCUCGGACCGGAUGCCUUUGCGAUUGUGGAGCGAGCCCAGCAAAUGGUAGAGCUCCUCACAGAGGAGAACCGCGUGCUUCACCAGGAGCUUCAGGGCUGCUAUGACAACGCGGACAAGCUCCACAAGUUUGAAAAAGAGCUGCAGAGUAUAUCGGAGGCCUAUGAGAGCCUGGUCAAGUCCACCACCAAGCGCGAGUCUCUGGACAAGGCCAUGAGAAACAAGCUGGAAGGCGAGAUAAGGAGACUUCAUGACUUCAACAGAGAUCUCCGCGAUCGCCUGGAGACAGCCAACAGGCAGCUGUCCAGCAGGGAAUACGAGGGGCACGAAGACAAAGCUGCAGAGAGCCACUAUGUGUCCCAGAACAAAGAAUUCUUGAAGGAAAAGGAAAAGCUGGAAAUGGAGCUGGCGGCAGUGCGGACGGCGAGCGAGGACCACCGGAGGCAUAUCGAGAUCCUGGACCAGGCUCUGAGCAAUGCCCAGGCCAGAGUGAUCAAGCUGGAGGAAGAGUUGCGAGAGAAGCAAGCCUACGUGGAGAAGGUGGAGAAACUGCAGCAGGCCCUGACCCAGCUGCAGUCUGCAUGCGAGAAGCGAGGACAGAUGGAGCGCAGGCUGCGGACCUGGCUGGAGCGGGAGCUGGACGCUCUGAGGACACAGCAGAAACAUGGAAAUGGCCAGCCCGUCAAUCUCCCGGAAUAUAACGCCCCCGCCCUCAUGGAGCUGGUGCGGGAGAAGGAGGAGCGGAUCCUAGCCUUGGAGGCCGACAUGACCAAGUGGGAGCAGAAGUAUCUGGAAGAGAGCACCAUCCGGCACUUCGCCAUGAGCGCUGCAGCCGCUGCCACAGCCGAGAGGGACACCACCCUGAGCAACCACUCGAGGAACGGCAGCUAUGGGGAGAGCUCCCUGGAGGCCCACAUCUGGCCAGAGGAAGAGGAGGUGGUGCAGGCCAACAGGAGGUGUCAGGACAUGGAGUACACUAUUAAAAACCUCCACGCCAAAAUCAUAGAGAAGGACGCCAUGAUCAAGGUCCUGCAGCAGCGAUCCCGUAAGGAUGCUGGGAAGACGGACUCUUCCAGCCUGCGGCCUGCCCGCUCCGUCCCAUCCAUUGCCGCAGCCACCGGGACACACUCCCGCCAGACUUCACUUACCAGCAGCCAGCUGGCAGAGGAGAAGAAGGAAGAGAAGACCUGGAAGGGGAGCGUAGGAUUCCUGCUGGGGAAGGAGCCCCAGGGACAGGCGUCUGCCCCUCUGCUGCCCACCACACCUGCCUCUGCACUGUCCCCGCCCGCCUCCACCGCAUCGGCCAGCAGCACCCAUGCCAAGACGGGCAGCAAGGACAGCAGCACACAGACAGACAAGAGCACUGAGCUCUUCUGGCCCAGCAUGGCGUCCCUGCCCAGCCGCGGCAGGCUGAGCACCGCCCCUUCCAACAGCCCCGUCCUGAAACAUCCAGCUGCCAAAGGAACCGUGGAGAAACAGGAGAACUCUCCUGGUCACGGGAAGUCGUCAGACCACAGAGGCCGCGUCAGCAGCUUGUUGCACAAGCCUGAGUUCCCGGAUGGCGAGAUGAUGGAAGUGCUCAUCUAGUCGUCGUUCUGUCGAGUUGUCCAGCAUGCUGACAGAUGAGAACAGAGGCUGAAAGAAAAGAAAAGAUCCAGAUGGGCAGUUGCAGUAGCAACUGCAAAACCAGGACAGGUGUGGACACGUCACAGUGUUACCAAAACAGCUGGCUCAGUGUCUGCAGGGGAGUGAGAGAGAGAAGACGCAUGCAGACUUGGAGGCAGAGUUGAGAAGGAGGAGGAGUGGAAUUUUCCAUUGUAGAGAAAUUGUAUGUCUUAGGGAGACGCCUUGCUUCCCCCAUUCUUGGCUUCUAAGCAGAUGAAGAGGAGCUGGGCCUUCCUCGGAAUCACCUCGGGGGGCCCUUUGCCUCUUAGCAGGUUUGGUUUAAGAGGAAUCUGCUAGAAAUCCUGAACUCCCAUAUCAUCAGUGUGUGUGUGUGUGUGUGUGUGUGUGUGUGUGUGUCCUUAACAAAUACAUCCAGGAUAAUGGGGAAUUCCACAGGCAAGUUUUGUCACCUUCUUGGCUGUCUGGCUUGAGGUUUGUGGCUUCAGACAGUGCGAGGCUUCGCUUGCUUGGACUGAAUGGUAUUUUCUGAGCAGGAUGUGAGCGAGCUGCCCUGGGCCCUCAUUACCCCAACCUCUUUGAGCUUAUCUGUCUCGUCUCUACUUACUAUUUUGUUGUUGUAUUUUUUCUGUUUAGUUAGACAUAGCAGAGUUCCUCACGUAUGGGGUUAGGAGACCACCAUCCUUGCUGUGGUGUUCAGAUGGACAGAGCCUGGGGUUGGCACCCCAGCUGCUCCCCCAACCUUUGCUUAGCAGAACUGCAGCUGUCAGUCUCACUGUGAGCUAGGCACACCUGGCUGAGGAGUCCAUGAGUCGCUGACGUAACUCACAACUCACGUAACUCAUGUCCACGCUCUUGCCCGGAGCUUGACCAUUACACCCCAUCGCCCUGUAGGGAAGACUUCCUUGUGAGCAGGUGCCACAGGAACCCCAUGAUGGCUUACACAGCGCUGUCUGCGGUCUCAGCAGGCAUCCCCAGCCACUUUGUUGUGUGUGAGGCUCUCAGGUCUGUGGUCGCUCUCCCCUGCCCCAUUCUGCCCCGUUUACUGUUGAUGAGCACAGUGCCAUCCCUGAUCAAUCCUUUUUUUCCUGUCAAUUGCUUCAUAACCCAUCAGACUCGUAGGCACGUAGCACGGUCAGUGUCACACAAGGGACAAGCCCGAGUGAGCUCCCCUUGGCAGGGGGAGCCAGGCUCGGAGCCGCCCACCCGGUCCUCACCUCUCAGAUCUUGCAGCCCGAGUACUGGGCUUGCCUGUGCCCUUUGGGGAAGGGGAUAAAACAGCAUAAGAGGUCUUCCAGUUGAGGUGGGGCUGGAAGACGGAAGCAGUUGGGUGCAGGAACCAUUUUGGAUAGGGUGUGUUGUCCAGUUGAUGGCAUCUAAUUCUCUAAGAGCAUAUUGUCUCCUAUUAAUGUUGGGGAGAAGUCCAGAAAGGGAAGGGUAUAGAGAUGGGUCAUUAGUGAGAUCUUCCAGUCCCAAGACCAUGUUUGAGCCACCCCAAACUUAGGCUGUCUCCCAGCACAGGAGUGAGGCACUAUCCAGUUUACUCAAAUUCUAGUGUACAUAUUUCAGACACGUCGCACACUUGCACAGACAGUCUCCUGUUCCAGCCCCCACCUCCCUGCACUGUUAGUAUGUUUCAGUUGUCUGAAAACAAAGGGGACACAGAGCAGGGCUUUAACGUCAUGUGGACUGUGGCUUUUGUCCAACAGUCCAUGUUGAGAGAGAGGAUAUGGCUUUAAGGUGGUGGCCCUUCAGUCUUGUGUGUGCAGAACAAAGGGCCCCGGGCACUCAGAAGCCAUGCUGUGCUCUGGGGAGUUCUCAGGAUCUGAACUCCUUGACACUGAGAACAACAGUACUAUACAGGUAUUUUGGUACAAACAGUGUGCAAACACUAGAAAAGGUUGAAUGGUCCUCAAAGCACCAGAGAAACAAGGCCAGCUUUGCUCUCCUGGUUGCUUAGAUGCAGAAGCUGGACCCAGGAGGCAUGCUGCCCAUCCAAGCCUUCAUCCCAGCAGCCAGCACUUAAAGCAAGACUCACAAGACGAGUCUCAGUCCCAGGCUGCGCAGCCCUGAGUCCUGAACACGAUGUGCAGUGCUCUGCCUGGGUGCUCUCUGAGUCCUCUGGGGAGGACUGCAAACCCAACUUGUGAUACUUGUGUGCACACAGGGGAGCUGCCACACCUCUCGGGGCCUGAAAACAGGAGUAAACCCAAACUUCAUAUGACUAACCACACCGCUACCAUCCACAGGCGCGAUGGAAGUCUACAUGUUCUGUUAGAAGCACAACUACAAGGCCGAUUUAAAAAAUAAAAGUCCUUCCUCAUAGUGCAGGAGGCUCACCUUCAGAUCUCUUGGAACAUUUGAUCCUAGAACUUGAGGUCUUCUCUUGGGAUAAAGGAUAAAUAAAGGCUGUGGCGUUUGGUGGUGGUUGACCAGUAUGCUGCUUUGUCCUUGAGUGAGCAGCGUGGUGAUGUCUGCAGACUUCCGGGUGUCGUGUGGAGCAUGAGCGGUGUUGCGGUCACGUCUCUGUCCCUGUGGUUUCAGUAAGUAGAUUCUUCUGUAUGUAAGCACGGUUCCUGGAAGUUCGCAGAAAUAAGCUGCCAAGAAAAACAGGUUCAUUUGCAAAGAAUUAAGAGUGUGUGCUGAACCCUUGGCGUUGUUCUUUGUCUCUCAGAAGCUGGUGACCAACCAGCAAUGCUGGAGUGAGUAUUCAGCAAGUCCCCACUGUGCUUGCAGGGCGGGGCUGCUCCCUCCGCACCCAGCUUUCCUUAGGGGUGGAGACAAGGAACGGUGGGACCUGUGUUGUUCAGUCCCGCAGAGGUCUCUCUUUGGAGCCCAUGGAUGAGGCUUGACCUUUUGCUGUGAGUAGAUUUAGAGACAGACAGUCCCAAGUGAAUUCUGGCCUCAGGGCAGAGAUUCCAUGGGUUCUGACACUCAGGAAAAAAGCUCCAGUGUUCCCUGCAGAGAGGCUCUGUCCUGCUUGGCCCCAGUCACCCACACACAUUUAAUAAAGUGGCAGAAGCUCCUCCCUUCCAAGGGCUGGUGUGCUGGGUCCUCUCCCUACAGCCUGCCGAGUCCCAGAGACUUGUGCAGCAGUCAGAUGAGGCUGAUCUGGGAGACAGGGGAUAACUGCGACACGAGGGGACUCCAGGCAGGUCCUUUGUGUGGAGGCUGCAGAGCGCUGUCCUGAGUGGGAGGUUGUGUUGUUUAAACAUGUGGUGUCUUUGUCUGCGCUGGAGCAUGUAGCGUAUGUUUUUCUGCAUUCUCUGGGUGAACCCACACCCCCUUUAAGCAAAGGGGUCUUGUGGAUGUUGGAAGCAAGAUCAGAAAAACGUUCUUAAAUGGCGACGCCGGAGAGGAGCCAGCCCCCGCCCCGCCCCCCCCCAAUGUCCCUGAAAGCCGGGUCAGCCACUAAGGAUACACGUUGGCUUUCUUCUAUUUUUUUUUUCUAGUUAAUCAGUGAGUUUUUAAAUGUCUUUUGUUGAUGUGAGGACUUCUUUAAAGACAUUUGCUUGUGGUGCAGCUCCAUGGGAGAGAGCCUGUAUAAUAAAAAACCCCAGAAGGCAGUCAUGGAGGGGGGCACCCAGGCCAGCAUUUCAGUGGAUUUCCUCUGGAAUUGGGAGCAGUAUUUUUUCCCUCUUUUCAGUAGCAUGCCUAUUCUCAUUUAGUAGUUGAAUGGUGUAUUACAUUCUAUGUAAGUGCAUACAUAUAAGGUGGCAUUUCUUUUCUCAAUAUCCAAAAAAAGAAAAAAGAAAAAAGAAAAGUCCUUCUGUUUUCCUGUGAGCUUGCUCCUUGGGGAGGAGUGCACACCACUCCCCCCCCCACCCCCGUGUGAAAUGGUCGUUGACUCUUCCAGCUAGUGGCCUCCAAGGUCACGGCCGGAUCCUCGGCUUCCCUUUGAGGUGAGAGGUCAUUGUCUUUGAGAAUGGAUUUAAGUUUUGGAGAUAUUCCACCUUGUUCACAGCACAAGGAAAGAAAUAGAGCAGUAAGUCAGAAUCAGAAUUCCAGGGCCGUCGGAUGACUUGGUGGGAAGGCACCGGCCCCAGAGCCAAGACCUGAGUUUGAUCCCACAGUGGAAGGAGAGAGCCAACUGCAGCAGCUUGUCCUCUGACUUAAACACACACACAUGUACACACACACACACACACAUGUACACACACAUGUACACACACGUACAAACACAUGUACACGCACAUGAACACACACACAGUUGUUUAGAAGAGUAUCUAACAUGUAGGAAAAGGGUUAUCUCUCAGUACCCGCCACCUCUAGGGCCUCUUUUCCAAGUCCGCUUCUCGCCAGGCCUCACAAGCGCACAACCCCUGCAUAGACCUAAGGACAUAUUCAUUAAUAUGAACACCCAGUAGGUACUCUGUAGAAUGGAUAUCCUUAAGUGCAUGUUAUUGUUGUGUGUGCCGUGACUGAGGUGCGUCUUUGUCAUGAGACUUUGCUUCUUUGCUGAAUUAAGACUCUGCCCUCCCUCCGAGGCAGGAAAUCUGCAGCAGUUUCUGGAAUCAGCUUCUCAAGUUUUCCCGCCUGUGUUGUGUUUACUCGUGGCUUUGCCUGAGAGUCUGUUCUCACAGACACACCUGUGAGUAUUUAUUACAAGGCGGAGUGGGGACAGGCACGGCCACAGUGCUCGUAUUUGGAUGUUUCUGGGGAGGGAUGAUGGAACCCCCUCCUCAGUGAGGUGCCCACAGAGUCUGUGUCUAAUUCUGUGAGCCUGGCCAAUGCUGGAACCAGUUUAACCCUGACUCUGAGUGCUCCGGGGGCCAUUGCCCUCCCCACCGCCUUGUGUGUGCAUGGGUGUGGUUGUGUGUGUGUGUGUGUCUCUGUUGGGGGCAUGUGCUGCACUUCCUAGCGGACUCUGGUAUCCAUGUGUCACCUUUGGCACCUGUGUGUUACUGGAUUGCAUUGGCAGGUGGUGUACAGAUCUGUACAGAGGGGUCUGUGUGCAGAGCUGGGGGCCCCCACAGUGAGUGUGCAUACGUUGGUCAGCCAAAGAUCUUCCUAUUCUUUGCUGCUUAAACUUUGUGCCUUAAUAUUGUAAAUAAUAAAUGGUUAAAACAGCAA